Messenger RNA from Portunus trituberculatus (swimming crab), 5574 nucleotides. Its product is annotated as CD109 antigen-like. NCBI's taxonomy places the organism in Eukaryota, Metazoa, Arthropoda, Malacostraca, Decapoda, Portunidae. The transcript has 36 exons. The coding region runs from base 319 to 5418 and encodes 1699 amino acids. Gene Ontology annotation, cellular component: extracellular region. The record is from RefSeq and is a predicted model, not a curated record. Gene Ontology annotation, molecular function: endopeptidase inhibitor activity; protein binding.
AAGCGAGGUCAGUCAGUUUGUGCUGAGCUGCGGCAGAGAACAAGUUGGCGCUCACAGUUCGAAUCCCAGCGUGACUGAACCAGCACUGCGCUACACUAUACACACGUGGCAGCGGUGACAGAGGAGUGCCAAGGGGUGCCAAAGAGUGCCAGUGCCGUAGCCGACCCUUCCAAUUGGCGCAAAAACAGCCGGAAGUGUGUAAAGCUGUGUAAAGUGUAAAGAUCGAGGUGGUUUUGUGAUCACUUCCACGUGGUUAAGGGAUGUUGUGUUAUCUGAAAAGAGCGACGGCAGCGGAAACGUGAGAAAGCUUGAGGCGGCAUGCAGGGGGCAGCGGCGGUGGUGACAGUGGCAGUGGUGGUGGUGGUAGGAGUACUAACAACGAACGCUCAAAAUGCAUCAGGGCGGCAGGGAGAACAGGGAGGACAGGGAGGGCAGGGGACAAGGCAGAGCAGGGACUUGGUGACCGUGCCUCGGGUGUUCAGUAACGUGCCCCGUGUGUGGAGGACAAGACCGCGUCACCAGGACCCCAAAGACCGCGCCUAUGGGAGUGUUGACGCCCACACACUGCUCGGGAGAAGGGAUCCAAAACUUGUGGCCACUAAAUCGAGUUACACCAUCGUGGCGCCCAGAAUAGCUAGACCUUCUACUGUUUAUCGCGUCGCUGUGGGGAUCCUUAGCGGUGUUUCCCCUGUGGAUGUGACUGCCCAGCUUACUUCCCCAGGGGUCAGCCUUACCCCUGCCAAGGCCACCAUUGCUCCAGGGGACACAGAGGACCUUCUCAUUCAGGUUCCCCAUACGUCGGUCAUCGCCACCUACACUCUGCAGGUGGAGGGACGCCGUGGCCACACUCUUGUCUUCAGAAACUCAAGUCAAGUGUUAUCCAGCCCUACUUUCCUCACCAUCAUUAUCCAGCUGUCCAGGGUGUGUUUCAACGGGGGGCAAGACGUUGGCAUCAAGAUAAUCCUCCUCACCACUGAAUUAAGACCUUACGAGGAACCUGUUGACAUCUUCAUCUUGGAUCCAGAGGACAACAUUAUCAAGAGAUGGGUUUCAAGAUCACCGAGAGUAGGUAUCGUGGACGUCUCUUUCACGCUACCAGACCUGCCGCAGCUUGGAUGGUGGCGCGUCAAAGUCCAAGCCAGAAAACAGGAGCAGGAGAAGCAGUUUUUGGUGCACAAACUUUAUGAACCUUUGUAUGAGGUGUUCGUGGUGAUGCCGUACUACGCUCUCUCUACGGACGAGGAGAUCACGGGCACCAUUGAAGGCACGUACACCACGGACAAACCCAUCUAUGGCAACGCUUCCUUGUCCGUGUACGUGAAGCAGCCGUGGGACAGACCUGACUCGGAGUUCAAGCACGUGACCACGGAAAUUUUUGACUACGUAGAUGAAGAGGAGGACUUCGCAAUCCCUAUGGCGUCUCUGUUACCGCACGUUCAGCAGCUCGAAGGCGCCGAGGUUCUGGUUGAGUGCAAGUUCUAUGACGUGUUUUGGUGGAUUGAGACAAGAGGACAUUCAAGGAUGCGAAUUCUUGGUAAUGAGGUGGAGGUGAAGCUGGUGGGAGCAGAGCCUUUCGUGUUCCGCCCCGGCAUGCCCUUCACUGGCACCGUGGCAGUUCAACACACAGACAAACAGGCAAUGGACCCCUCCCGCCUUGAGGAAUCUACGCUGUUUAUCAAGGCCACGGUGUACACUCCCUCCUCCUCCUUCAAGCUGCCUGAGAUUAUUGUCCCGCCACUCGCGCAAGACACGGACACAAGGGAGAGAGCGAUGGAGACCCUGAAGAAUGCACAGUGGGAGUGGCUGUGGGGCGGCGAGGAGACAGAAUCAGACGCUUGGAAGUAUGAAGUGACAGCCGCGGAGAACGAACUCAAGGAACUGUUUCAAGAUUACACCAAAGACCAAUACUUUGCUGAAUACAGGAGCACUGGUAUCUUCAGAUUCAAGGUGGACAUUCCGAAGGAGGCGACGAAGGUUCAAUUUGACAUUACCUACCAGGACUCAGAAGCCACUGCCGCCACCACCACCACCGCCCUGGCCCACCACAACCCCGGCCACAGGUACAUUCAGGUGACCACGAGCACGGACGAGGCACGUGUUGGGGAGUUCGUUGUGCUGCACGUGAGGUCAAACUUCCACGUGCCUAAGUUUAUUUAUAUGAUCCUGGCCAAGGGGUUACUGCUGCACGUGUCAUCUGAGGUCACGGGAGGCGAUGACGUGGUGACCUUUAGUGUGGCAGUGUCCUCCUCCAUGUCCCCACGCUUCACUGUUGUGGUGUACGCGGUCACUCACGACGGAGAGAUGGUGGCGGACGCGAUGGCUGUCCCUGUGUCUGUCCUCAAUAAUAUGAAGAUCAGCCUGUCUCUCAACCAACACAAGGAUCACUCCAAGAGAACAGUGGAGGUGGUAGCGGGCGCCCCUCCUGGCUCCCUCUACACCCUGCAGUGCCAAAGACCUCUUAACUACAACAGGCAACACCCCAACGCCCUCACCCGCUCCAGGAUCCUUGCGCAGAUGAUGGAGAUGGAGCCAGUGCAGAGGACAGUACAUGGAGUCCUACACAGGUCGAGGGAUGGAAGUGCAGCAGAUCGCCUUGUGUCCUUAACAGCACACAGCUACGGGAAGGAUGUGCUGGCGGCCUUCCAGGAUGCUGCCCUCAUCCUGUUGACUGAUGCCGACUUAGCCCUCACUCCUGGAAGAGAGGGCACCUGUGAUAUUGUUUCCGGCUACCUGGAGUGUGGUGACGGCACUUGCUUCCGUCACCAGCACCUCUGUGACGGCGUGGCGCAGUGUGGCAAUGGUGCUGAUGAGCUGGGAUGUGAGAAACUUUACAAUGACUUCCCUCCCAACCAUAAAGAUCAAGAAGAUCACCUCGGGCUCACAACUGACACCCUCUUCCGCAUCCUUCGCGAGCAUUUUAUAGAGGACAUUUUUGAUGCUGAUGACAUCGAGUGGUGCAUCGCUAACAUCUGGAUUGGACAUCGCGGGCAGGAGGAGAUAGAGAGGGAGGUUGUCAAGACUGCAGAGGAGUGGUUUGUGGAGGCCUAUGCAAUUCACCCGGAAUUUGGCCUAGCUUUCACCCAUGAGCCUAUACAGUUCUUGAGUGACCCGCCCUUCUAUAUCGCUGUAGAGGGCCCAGAGUUCUGCAGGAGAGGUGAACAGAUCGCCAUACGUGUUCUUGCCUACAAUUUGGUGGACAUAACGCUGCAGGCGGUCCUCAUCUUGCACGACAGCGAUGAUUACAUGUUCGUCAACGUGGAGGAGGAUGGCAACGUACAGCAUUUCAGGCCUAGACUCUCCAGAGGGCAACACCAGCACCUUAUUAUUAUCCCCCCUGGCGGCUUGAAGGAAGUGCUGUUUCCUUUAGCGGUUACAAGGCAGUCCGGCACGAUGGAGGUGACGAUAGAAGCUGUGACGCAGGUGAUGCAGGACUCCGAGACGUGGGAGGUGGAGGUGAAGCCUGAAGGAGUCCCGGUCCGUAAACACACGUCCUUAGUCCUUGAUCUGCGUAACCGAGCUGUCCUUUACGAGUUCCUGGACGUUCCUAUUGAUGAGAGUCCUAUUAUCCCCUUCAGUAUCAUACGAAGGUUCCUAUAUGGGUCUCCUGCAGCUAGGAUUUCUAUAACCGGUGAUGUGUUCGGCCCCACCCCUGAGAGUCUAAUGGUGGACCACUCCGAGGUGUUUGGGGGGCGCCAUCUGAGGAGUACUGACGGGGUUGCCUUUAAUUUUGGGGCAACACUAUGGACCCUUCAUUACCUGCGCCUCACUAACCAGCUGGUGACUAACGAUGCCAAGGACGCGUUUGACUACCUGACGGUGCAGUUGGCGGGGCUGCUGUGGCGUAACACUAACGGAGGGUACAGCAUGUGGGCUAACCAUACCCAGAACGUGUGGCUAACAGCGAAGGUGACCAACAUGCUCCUGGCGGCACAGCACGAGGACUGGGAGAACCUGCUGUACAUUGACCCAGGGAUCAUUCAGAAAUCUGUCCGCUUUCUCCUGCAAAACCAGAUGGCCAAUGGAGGGUUUGCCGAGCUGGGAGACGUGCCACUAGACGCUAAGCUGAGUUCCCAGGGCCGCUCCUCCUCCGUGCCCCUCACUGCCCUGGUGUCCUUGGUGCUACAUAACAGUUUGCCGGUCCUGCAGGGCGCCACUCACUCCAGGGCCGUGACUGCAAGGGCCAAAGCUGCAAAUUACUUGGUGUUCCAAUUAGCGCACCUGCAUGACGUGUACCACCUGGCCAUCACCGCUUACGCCCUCACCGUGCUGGGCUCCCCCUCUGCAGACACAGCGGCGGCCAGACUCUAUGCCAGGCGAAGACAGCAAGGUGACAUGGCGUACUGGUCCAAGGUACGCAUUACCACACACCUUCGUCGCCAGGAGAACAGUCAGAGGGCGUUCCUGCUGCCAAGGGAGCCUGAACAGUGGGACGCGCAUGCUGUCGAGGCCACAAGUUACGGUCUGCUAGUACUGCUCACGAGGGAAGGAGUGACGACAAAUUCUGAGCAAGUUAUGAGGUGGCUGAAUGCUGUGAGAGAUUGGGACUUUGCGUUCGUGUCUACUUCGGAUACAGUGGUGGCGAUGCAGGCCCUGGCGGAGUAUUCGUUCAGGGCAAGACUAAGGGAUGUGACGAAUAUUGACUGUACUUUUGAGGUCACAUCCCAGCCUGUCACGCCCCUGGAGGUCAAGAUUACUAAUGAGUCUUUAUCUACUUAUCAUUCGUUUGAGCUGGAGAACGUUUGGGGACACGUGAACUUGAUGGCGAAGGGAUCAGGACAAGCCAUCGCACAGUUGGAGGUCUCGUGGGGUGUGGACGUGCUGGGCUUCAUUGAACAGCCACACAAGAAGUACUUUGAACUGGAUGUAUGGGAGAAGUAUCACCAGUUUAGAAACAAGUCCAUCAUUACUACGACUGUUUGUGCAAAGUGGCUUGCUACUGAGGAAGGGAACACCAGUAGCGCCGCCCUGGUGGAGAUAGAGGUCCCUACUGGCUACAUGUUAAUCCAGCCACACGCAGAAGAGAGACUAGCGGCAAUAAGGAGCGCUGGACACUUCCCUGAGCUUAAAAAUGUGCACACGACGAAAACUCACAUAUUCUGGCAGUUUGAUAAUAUCCCGUCACACUCCAGCCAGUGCUUCAGCUAUGACAUACGAAGAUGGUACCCCGCCGCCAACCUGACAGCCAUCCGCUCAGCCACUGUCAUGGAGCUCUUCUCGCCAGAACACUUUGAAAUGGUGAUGAUAAACGCCACGCCCCUCGCACUCCUGGACAUAUGUGAGGUGUGUGGGUCUUACCAGUGCCCUUACUGCCCUAUAUACAGCACAGCGCCCUCUGUCUCCUCGCCCUGGCUACUGAUGCUGCUCCUCUUCGCCCUCUCCCUCCUCCUCUCCCCGCCACAUCACGAAAGUAGAUCCUAGUGUGGUGUUUUUCAUUGUUCCUCUCUCCUGGUGGUGUUGUGGUGUUGUGGUGUUGUGGUUGGUGUUGUGUGGUGUUUUUUUUUUUUCUUUGUUUUGGUGAUUGUUUGUGGUUUUGGUGAUAGUGGUGGUUGUGGUGGUGGUGGUGGUGGUGGUGGU